ACCCUGGUUUUCAUGGCGAUCAUUCAAUGGCGCAAUCCCAUAGAUCCAUAGAAUUCCUUUGAUCCCUCAUCCAUGGCGUCGUUCUUGGCGGCGUCUCUUCGAUCGAAGCUCGUCUCGUGGCUUCGGCCGUGGGUGGAAGACGAGCCGGAGAUUGACCUACAGCUAGGGUUUCUCAAAUCCCAUGGAAUCGCCAAGAACAUUGUAUUUAAAGCUUCGGCUCUGGAUUCUUUUCUUGGUGAUUCUGCUCGGUUGGUUUUCAGGCGGGUUAGAGUCAGGGAGUUCUCUGUUCGGGUUUGUCCUUGGUCGAGCCCUUCGAUUGUUGUUGAAGUUCGGGGCGUUGAUGUAACGCUUGCUCUGAGGGAGACGGCAGAGGAGGAACGGUUGAUCAGGAAAGAUUUGGCAUUCAGGGAGAGAAGGCAUAGAGAAAGGAAGGAGGUGAUUGCUUCCAUUGAUCCUGAGGGUGCAUCUCUUCAUGAAAUGAUCGAAAAGUUGAUACUUGGGAUGUCUUCUGAAAACGGGCUUAUGACAAUGUUGUCCAUGGUUUUCCUAAGGAGCUGUCAGGUACUUCUCGAAGAUAUACACUUGCAGUUACUGCUUUUUGAUCCCCAUGCGGGCUUUUUGAAGGUUGACAAAUUUACUGUUGAACCCCAUUUUUCUGAGAAAGCCUCUCUUUUAAGAGGAUUUAUGCACUUGCUACCGUUUGCCAAAAGGGAAAACACUAUGGAGAUUAAUUGUCAUACUUUGGAGCUAGGAUUGAAGGAGAAUGCCCAUCCAACUUGUAUGGCGUCGUUGGGGGGUUUAACUACAAAUAUCAAGUUGUAUAAACUUCAACCUGCUGGCUAUGUUGUUCAAGCUGAACAUUUAGACUCCAAAUUUUCUCUAAUAGACAUUCUUAUUAUUCAGAUAGUCUUGAAUCUAAUAACUCCAGAUGAAAGAGAGGAUACUAGGAAUGGCCAGGAUCUGUGGAGAAUAGCACUGCAUAAAGCUGGCUGUUUGACUCUGGGUAGGUUUUCUUUGCAGAAGGCAGUUGAAACGGUUAUCCUCCAGCUUCGCUAUGUUCAUGCUUAUGAGUCAUUGCUAUUAUUGGUUGGCUACUCUGCUGGAAAGAUGUUUAAGUCAAAUUUAGCUGGUGCAUUCAGUGAUAGAAAAAAAUUGAACCUUGUUGACCAUCAGUGGAGAGCAGUUUGUGAACUAGAGAAGAGACUGCCUGCUGAUGCUGUUGGACGAGCACGUCGAAUAGCACGUAAGAGGACUUUGUUGCAAUUGCACGCUAAGAACAUGGAAUCACAUGCCAGGGCCACUACUACUUUCUCACAUAAAGUUCUUCUUCUGGCUGUACUUUGUUGGAAAGCUAUCAUAGCCGUCAUGCAGUUUGUUGGUCGCUUUGUCGACAUGCUGAGUUUUUCAAGAAAGUGGUGUAAAACCAGCAGAGCAUCCUCACCUUUUCAUCCUCGUAUUUCAGGUGAUGUUGAUGAGGAGCUCCCCUUCAGUCUAAAUCUUGGGAAACUUAAUAUCACUCUAUGUCCUGCAUUUUCUGGCCAAUCUAUUCUAAAUGACAAAGCAGGUACUGGCUAUAAGCCUGACGAUAAAAUCUUUCCUUCAUUUUGUGUUCUGGUGAACCUUUUGUGCAUAGUUGGUGUAUCUGGAUCUGCUGGAAAAUCAGUGUUCAUAGCUUUUGAAGAACUCAAAGUUAGCCAUUCCUCUUCAUUAAUUGUUUCUCAUACAGGGAGUGAUCUGAUGCACCAGAGAAAUCAAUCUCCUAAAAAGCUUCCCAAUGCUAAAAGUACAAAAAAGGUCAUAUUGUGGAGUGAUCCUGCUCCAAUGCAUCAUCCUGGAAGAUCAGAUAUUAUGAAUUCUUCUAAUUAUACCAGCGAUGGCAUCUAUAUUUUGAAAAAUAACCUAAGGUCCCUGUGGUCAAAUUGGAUGAAAAUUCAUGGGGAGUAUGAAGAGAGUGGUAUUAUGCACGUCAGGCAGCCCUUUUUUUUAUGUGAGAUUAAAAGCUUUCUUGUUGAUUCAAGUUGUAGCAUGGGGGAUAUUGGACUUUUGAAAUGUAGUUUGGUACUUGGAAAAUUGAAUUUAGAAUUGGAUCAUGGGUUUGUUUUCGAUGCUACUCUGCUGUUUAGGCAGGUGCAGCACUUUGUUCAUCGGACUGAUGUGAUUGGGAUAUGGAGCCUUUCACCCUCUUCAAGCUAUGCUGAUAUGACGACAGAAAUCAGAUUGGAGGAUUCAUUAGAAUUCUACACUAACAGAAUGAAAGUGGCCAUAUUUGGUAUAAUUCCUAAUAAGAACAUUCAAGUUGGGGCACAUAUAGCAGGGACUUGUAUUAGAAUGUCAUCUCAAAGAGAAAAUUUUCCUAUUACCGUAGAUCAUGUUGUUAACAUUGAUAAGGGGAAUGGUGGCUAUUGUGUAGGAGUUGAUGUGGGGGAUAUUGACUUUGUUAUAUGGCCAACUUCUAAAGUCAUUUUAUCAAAGUUGAUGGGGAAAUCAGGUGUGGCUGAAGCAGGGGCUGAUUUUAUUUGGUUAAGAGAACUUCAGUUGGUAGAAACCCCAAAGGCACAUGGAGAUGAAAGUUUUGUAUCUCAUGGCUGUAUUGCACUUAAUGUCUGCCUAAAGUUAUAUGAAAUUACUGCCUUUGUUUCUGAUUUAAAACAAGACCAACAAUCUCUCUCUGUUGGACCCAUGUCAAUUACUUCCCAUUCAUCAAUGCGCAGAGAUUAUAUUUGUUCAUUAUUCACAACAGAAAAUGUCCUAUCAUUGGUUGUCAGUGGACUAACCACUGGAGCUGCUGCUUUAAUAUGCACAAAUUAUUUAUGGGAAUUCAUUAAGGUUGCUGAAAACUUUCUUUCAUUGGCAUCGCGUCUCCAUAUUGAUUCCAAUGAUUUUGGUAUUUUGUAUGCUGAAGAUUUUCUUGGCAAGUUAAUUAGCUAUUCCAAGAAAGUAAAAAAAAAGAAAAUAAUUCAAUCCAGGGGUCUUGAGAAAACAAUGAUCAGUAAGAAUACUGCACAGGUUCAGGUUGAUACCAUUAUUGAGUUUGAGUCAAUAGAUGUCAUUUUCAUUGACUCACAAAGACAUGUUACUGGGACUCAACUGACGUCUGAUGCAGCUUCUAGCAGUGGCAUGAUUAAUCAUAGCAUGCCUAUUACAGACAUGUUUGAUCUUCCUGAUUAUGGUCUUGGAGUUUUUAUUCAGAAACCUUGUAUUAAAAUUUCUUGGGAAGAAAAGUUUUUGAGAAUGGUGAUGGAUUUGUCUGGGGUUCAGUCAGUCAUUUUCAGGCAUCAAAUUCUGAAGGAAUUCCACACUAAUGUACCACACAUUAAAGGAUCAAUCUAUCAAUCCCUUAACCAUUUUUAUGAAUUUUCUCUUUCUCAUUUUAUAUUUUCAUUAUAUGCUGGCUCCCAAGGCAGUGUUAUGCCUUCUUCAGAUGCCUGUAGUUCAGUAGAUGGUUCUGACCUCUGCAGCCCUAGGACAUUGUAUACAGUGGAGGAGCCUCGUUUGGAUGAAGGACCCAGUCACAUAUUUCAUCGCCCUAAUCUCAAACUGGAAACAAUUGAAUUGCUUGCUGCAAACAAUCUUAUGCUAUAUUCAGGUUGUGGAGUUUUAGUUGACAUCAGGCUUGGAGACAUGCUGAUGGUCGAAUACUCCAUGAAAAUCCUUCAAACAAAAUUGGAUCGAGCCAUGAAGCUAAAGUUCUCUGUCCGUGUCAGUGAAGAACAUACUACAGUCAAUUGCAAAAUCCAGGGUGGCUAUAUAUUUCUUGAAACAUUGGCAUUGACUACAUUUGUUGAGUGCUUGGAAGCUUACUCUCUGCUGAUCAGUACUUUUUCACAGUGGAUAUUUAAUGUGCCUCAAAAAUCAUCUAGACAAGCUGAAAAACCUGUCUUUCAAGAAAGUCUUGGUGGCCCUACUGACCACUGUGAUUUGGUGCAUGCUACAACACCUUUGUAUUCAACAUCACAAAAAGGGUUCCUUCAGUCCAAAUUGAACUUCUUAGAGGACCUUGCUGUAGAUAUAUCACAAUUUUCUUUUAUUCUUGCAGUUCAAGAUGGAUCUGGUGGGUUUCAAACUUCUUCUGUAGAGGUUGGCGCCACUUUUAACCUUAUGAACUUUGGGAGAAAAGUCUUAUUUGACUUAUAUCGCUUGACGAUUUUCACUGGGUAUCUUUAUAGUGAUAUGUUACAUGGAGCAAGAGAUGAGCCUCCUGCUCUUGGAGGAAUUCACUCCGAACAUGCUACAACUUCUCUGGGAGAAAUUUUGACAGAAGAUGAUGUUUUUGAGUCUUCUCAUUCUGGUAAUCAUAGUUAUAUCUUAAAACAUUUGGCUGCUUCUGCUUUAAUUGAGAAUCUGGACUCUGGGGAUAGACAAGACUUUCUUCCAGCAACGAGCUAUUGGGCAGGCAAAGGUUCUGUGUCUGGGUUUGACAUGACAAUCACAUUAUCUGAGAUUCAGAUGCUUUUGGAUCUGGCUGUGUUGUUGUCUGGGGUAUCCAGUGGAAUGGCAAAUGAGAAACAGAAACAGAACAUUGCUUUUAGGAAUCAAGGCCAGAUCAAUAACCCAGAUUAUGUGGUUCCUGAUGGAGCAAUUGUGACGAUCAAGGAUCUUCACCAACACUUGUAUUUUGCCGUUGAAGCUGUCGGUAGAAAGUAUCGUUUGGUUGGAACACUUCAUUAUUCUCUUGUUGGAGAGCGGGCUCUCUUCAGGGUGAGUUACUAUAAGAGAUGGGGGUCAAGGGCUUCAUCAUUUUCUUUGUUAUCAUUGUAUGCAAAGAAUGAUGAAGGUGAACCAUUGCGUCUGAACUUCUGCCCAGGAUCUGACUUUGUUGAAAUCUCUAGCAGUGACGAUAAGAGCUGGGCCCAGUGGCAAUUCUAUCCAUACAUGUCAGAUAAUUAUGAGGAUGAUAAUGUUGUGAAAUCAUAUGGCAUAUCUGUUAAGAAUGCUUUGUACCUUGUGAACAAGAAGAAUAAUUCUGCCGUCGCUUUUGUUGAUGGCCGUCCAGAAUUUGUUAAGAAACCUGGGAACCCACUAAAGGCAAAGGUGAUCAAGAGAACUUCUCAAACAAUUGAUAUUGAGAAACAGGAUGUUUCUAACAAAUUCUCUUCUAGAACUUCUGAAACCAAUGUUCAGGGAGGGUCAUUUUCUGGAAGUGGGGAGGAGUCAGUGCUGGAAAACAAUCCCCCACAUAUAAAUAUUACCAUUGACAGUAUUAGUUUGACCAUUCUUCAUGAAGUUUCAGACAAAAAUCACAAAAUGCCACUUCUUCAGAGCUGCAUCAAUGAUAUGAAUGUAAUUGGUCAGGUGUUGCCAUCAAAGUUCAGAAUUAUCAGCUUAUUAAAUUUUGCAACCCAAUAUUUUGAUGCACAAAAAGAUCUAUGGAGGGAACUCAUUUCUCCCAUUCAUAUGUGUUUGCUAUACCAUUCUAGAUUUACACCUGAAAGGUCUCUGCAUCAAAAAGUUCCUGUUCAUUUCUAUUUUAGGAUGAAGCAGGUAGCGAUACAUCUGACAACACUUUCCCUUGAUAUACUUCUUUAUAUUGCGGGGAAGUUGAAUCUAGCUGGUCCAUAUGCAAUAAGAAGCUCAAUCAUCUUUGGCAAUUGCUGUAAGCUAGAAAAUCAGUCAGUUUUGAGACUCAUUUGCCAUUUUGCUGAUAAUCAAGAAGCGAUAAUCCCUGGAAAACAAUCAAGUUCGGUAUUGUUAAGUUACAUAGCGUCGAGUGGUCAGCUUUCUGAAAGUCAAAACUUGGUGUCAGUUUCUCUUGUUGGAGACAAUGCUUUUACUACUAGUCCUAUUACUCUGUCACUUUCCAAACCUGCCUUUUUGGCAUGGCGGACAAGAAUUUUAUCUCAUCAUGAUGCAGGAAAAUUCCCUGGGCCAUUUAUUGUGCUUGAGGUUUCCAAAAAUACUGAGGAAGGUCUAUCACUAGUUGUUACUCCUUUGUUAAGGAUUCACAAUGAAAGUGGAUUUCCUACCGAAUUACGCUUCCGGAGGCCUCAAGAGGAUGAGGCUGAAGCUGCGUCUGUUAUGCUGAGAACUGGGGAUACAAUUGAUGACUGUAUGGCAUCAUUUGAUGCUUUAAAGUUGUCAGGGGGCUCGAAAAGGGCUUUGAUGUCUUUAACUCUUGGAAAUUUUCUACUAUCCAUUAGACCUGAUGUCACAGAAUAUCUCAAGGAAGACAUGACAUCAGUUUCAACAAGUUGGUCUGAAGAAUUGACGGGUGAAAAAUCUGUUCGUGUAUCCGGAAUUUUGGAUAAAUUAAACUACAAGCUGAGAAAAACUUUUGGUAUUGAGGCAACAAAAUCAUUCUUCAGCAUUGUUAGUUGUCCCCUUAAAGUUGAAGGUCAGCAUGUCUCCAAUGUACAUUUUCUUAUUGAGACACUUAGAAGAGAGGUGCCUGUGAUACAACCUGAAAACAGCGUGAACAAAUCAGAGACUAUCGUUUCACCAGUUGCAUUGCAAAUGCAGAAGGAAAUUUUUAUAUACCCCACAAUUCAGGUCUAUAAUUUCUUGCAAUCAGAUAUUCAGGUUCUUAUGACUGAAAAUCAACCAGAUAUUGACAUGGCUAGUGCUUUUAGCAACUUUGGAAAGCAAGCAAUCAUUCCAUGUGGUUCAAAUGCUUACUUUUACGCAAAUCCUGAUGCUGUCUACUUCACAGUAACUUUGAUUGAACAUUGUUCCAAGUGCAGGCCAGUAAACAGUGGUGACUGUGUUAAAAAAUUGCAUAAACAAAAAAAUGAGGCCCAGUUUAUUGACAUAGAGUUGGAUUUUGGUGGGGGGAAGUACUUUGCUUCUCUAAGAUUGUCUUGUGGAGAGAGAGGGAUCUUAGAGGCAACCAUUUUUAGUUGUUAUGUUCUGCAGAACAACACUGAUCUCCCUUUGUUCUGCUAUGCUUCCAGUCAGAAGUUUCUCCCUUGGACUGAGAUUGAAGCUAAAAAGGAUAGCUCCAACUUUCCUCCUCAUCUAGGUUGUCUUUUACAACCUAUGUCUUGUGGAUCAUGGUUCCUGAAAUCAAACAAAGUGAAUAUCAAAUGUUUGGGAGAGAAGAAGACAUCAGAAGCAUUAUUGAACCUGGAUAUAUUAUCUGGCUUUACUGAGCUUUCCUUGGAAGGUUUGGAUGCUGGGAAUAACAAUCACAUAUUGAAGCUCGGUGUUUCAUUACACCCUAAAGUUGACAAAGCAGGUUUGCCAUCUCAGUUAGUAUGCAUUGCCCCUAGAUAUCUGAUAUCUAAUGAAUCAAAGGAACCAGUGAUGGUUCGUCAAUGCCAUCUAGAGGAUGAGUUGAGUGGGGUCGUCCUUGUUCAGUCCAAACACAAAGCUACAUUUUGGAUGAAGAAAAUUUACUCGGAAAGGAGAAAAAUUAAUUUCUUUCAAUCAAUUCUUGAAAAGCACAAAAGCAAGGAUGGAGAUUCGCUGAUCUUUGUCCAGUUUUCCUUAAAAGAAAUAGAAUAUGGCUGGUCUGGUCCAAUUUGUGUUUCCUCACUUGGUAGGUUUUUCUUGAAAUUCAGAAGAACGUCAGCUGGUCUUGGUACUCAGUCAGAUUCAUCUGCUUGGAAGGACAAUCAGAAAGUGCAGUUUGCUGCUGUCCAUAUUGUGGAAGAAAGCUCCAGUUUAUAUUUACACUUCUAUAGACCUCCAAAUUUUCCAUUACCUUACCGAAUUGAAAAUUGCAUGUCUGGUACAUCUAUCAUGUAUCAUCAAAAGGAUUUUAUGGAAUCAGACUUGUUACUUUCUGGAGAUUCAGUUGAGUAUGCUUGGGAUGACUUGAACUUGCCACAUAAGCUAGUGGUUCAAAUUGUUGAUAUGAAUGUAUCACGAGAAAUUAAUAUUGACAAGGUGUGCACAUGGAAGCCAUUUUUCAAGAUCAUGCAAAAUAAAGGUCCAGUUAUACCUUUGGUAUCUGAGAAGAGAUCAGAAGUUGGAAAAAGAACCAUUGAUGGCACUCGUGGAUUAGAACUUUUCAUGGUGGGUUAUGAAGUGUUUACAGAUGGGUUUACCAGAGUAUUAAGAAUUUGUGAGCGUCCUGAUGGUUAUAAAAAGGAGAAGUUGCUUCUGCCCAGCUCAAAUAUGCAAUUUAGAGUUUCGUAUUUUGCAAUUCACUUGCUUGAGAAUGGCAGGCAGGAUGCUCGUGGAACUGAGCUGCCAGAUCGGUCCACUCUUAUACUUUUAAGAUUUGAAAACAUAGCUUUGGAUUCCUUGAUUGCAGAUGACUAUAAAUACAACCAUUUAAGAGUUCAGGUAAUUAGUGUGGAUGAAAAAUGGGAAGGAGCGCCAUUUGCAUCAAUGAUUCGAGGAAGUCACAGUGAUCCUGGCUUGAAUGAGGAUAUUCUUCGUGUGGUCUUUGUCCUGCAGUCGACCAAUUCUAAAGUUAAACAAGUUAAAUACUCCUCUAUUGUUCUACAGCCAAUUGAUCUAAAUGUUGAUGAGGAGACUUUGAUGAGGCUUGUUCCAUUCUGGAGAACUUCUGUCAGUGAUCCUACAACACGGAGUCAGCAGUUCUAUUUUAAGCAUUUUGAGAUCCACCCUAUUAUGAUCAAAGCAAGUUUUCUACCGGGGAAUCCAGAUUUGAAUUAUAGCUCCACCCAAGAAACACUAAGGUCAUUUUUGCACAGUGUGGUUAAGGUGCCAACAAUAAAGAAUACAGUUGUGCAGCUGAAUGGCAUCCUCCUGACGCAUGCUUUAGUGACCUCUCGUGAGUUGCUUAUAAAGUGUGCAAAGCAUUACUCUUGGUAUGUGAUAAGAGGUGUAUAUAUGGCCAAAGGAAGUCAACUGCUUCCACCAGCCUUUGCUUCAAUUUUUGAUGACACAGCCUCAUCUUCUCUAGAUGUUUUCUUUGAUCCUUCUGAUGGCUCAAUCAAUCUUCCUGGAAUUACUUUAGGUAUGUUCAAAUUUAUCAGCAUGUAUGCCAAAGCAAAGGGCCUUUCAGGGACAAAGCGGUACUUUGGUGAUUUGGGGAAAACUAUGAAAAUGGCAGGUUCAAAUGCUCUAUUUGCUGCUCUCACGGAAAUUUCAGACAAUGUUUUAAGUGGGGCAGAAACAAAUGGUUUCAAUGGCAUGGUGACUGGUUUCCACCAAGGUAUACUUAGAUUGGCUAUGGAGCCAACUUUAUUGGGUGCUGCUAUAAUGGAAGGAGGUCCAGACAGAAAAAUUGAACUUGUUCGUAGUCCAGGGGUUGAUGAGCAAUAUAUCGAAGGGUACCUGCAGGCUAUGCUGGAUACUAGGUACCAGCUAGAAUUCCUUCGUGUGAGGGUGGUAGAUGACCUGGUUUAUCUCAAGAACCUACCUCCAAACACUUCUGUCAUUAAUGAAAUUGUGGAAAAUGUGAAAAGCUUUCUUGUGAGCAAGAAUUUGUUAGAAGGAGAUGGUUCUACCACUUCUCAUCCUUUCCGUCAUUUGCGCGCUGAACAUGAUUGGAGACUUGGGCCAGCAGUGCUGACUCUGUGUGAACACCUGUUUGUCCAUUACGCAAUCCACAUAUUGCAUCAAGAAGCAAGUAAAUUCCUUGUUGGCAUCAGAUCGAAAACCAAAAAAGAUGGAGAUGAAGGCGAGUCUCCAGAAGCAGGCCCAGAAAAACAUACUCGGAAACAAGCUGUUGUUAAGUUUGUUUUAUCAGGUAUAGUUGCUUAUAUGGAUGGGAGGUUGUGCCGUCAUAUACCCAAUCCUAUUGCAAGAAGGAUUGUUAGUGGAUUUUUGUUGAGCUUCCUUGAUCAGAAAAGCAGUAAAUGAGUUUGCAAAACUCACUUCCGCUUAUGUUAUCUCUUAGUGAGGUAUGUAUACUAGAAAAUGGAUUAUAGUUUAUAUCAGCAUCACAUUCAAGAAGUGUGUUAAAUUUGAGGUGCACCAAGAAGCUUAGCAGUAAAACUUACUGACUACAUUGUCUAUUUGGGCCUCAUUUUGUGUAAGCGCAAUUUAAUCAGAUCAUCUCCAUGAAGUUUAGUCAGGUUUUGAUGUGAACCCUUUCUUAUUA
Molecule: messenger RNA, 9955 nt
Organism: Dioscorea cayenensis subsp. rotundata (Guinea yam)
Lineage: Eukaryota; Viridiplantae; Streptophyta; Magnoliopsida; Dioscoreales; Dioscoreaceae
Exons: 37
Coding region: 73-9714 (3213 amino acids)
Biological process (GO): protein targeting to vacuole; protein retention in Golgi apparatus
Cellular component (GO): extrinsic component of membrane
Source: RefSeq, a predicted model, not a curated record